UAUGAGUGAUAGGAAAAGUACUUCACUCUCUUAAAUUCCCAUUGACGACUUAGAAGUUUAUAUUUAAAUCAUUAAAUGUAAGAUUUCUUAGAAUAUGCCAACAUAAUUUAGCAGCCAAAGUAUUUCGAUUUCAUAUUUACCCCAUGAAUAAGAGAAAAUAUUACCAAGAUAAUAAUGCAGAAAGUCAAGGGAAAUGUUCUUAUUCACUGCUUUCAGUAUAUCGAAUUCUAUCACAAACGGAAAUCGUGAAGUGGGUCAAAUCAAUUACAUACUGUUAUUUCAGAUAUUUCUUUUACUGCCGGUUCAAUACAGUCUCGGGGCUCAUCACUUUGAAGAAUUCGCUUUACGACCUGUGAAACUAAGUCUGUGCUUAAAAUUCCCAAGCAGCUGGCACGACGGCUGUAACUUUUGUGCUUGUGAAAGACCAUUCCAACGGCCUGUAUGUACAUCAAUGAUAUGUAUUGACCCAGAAACGCGUUUGACCUCAAAAUCUGAGCGAUCGAGACAAACAUCUGAACGGUUGCUACGAAAACACCGCAAGAAAAACCCUGAAAAAAAGCAGAAAUAUAAACUGUUCGCACAAAACUCUAAAAAGUUGAUGAAGAAGAGCCGCAAUGAGCGAGACCCUCUGCUGUUAAUGAACGAAGCUGAAUGGUCUAAGUUUCAAAUAAAUGGAUUGACACAUUUAAGUUAUGAGUGGUUGAAAGGCUGGACAGAAAGUUGCAUAGCGGGCUCCACUGUAAGCCCGCCUGGGGGCAAAUGCGUCUCCUGCGUGUGCGAAGAAGCAGGCGUCGCUAGCUGUGAGAUGAAACUGGACUGUGUACUCAACUCCUUUAGGAGUUUGCAAUAAAGCCUUAAUCGAAUUAGCAUUAAAGUUUCAUUGAGUGUCCUAAUAGACGUCUCUAGCUAUUUUGUACAAAAAAUAUACUGCUAUUAUAUGCAGGGUAACAAUAUACCUACAACUAAAGAUAAAUUAAAAUUAAGACA
Messenger RNA from Cydia pomonella (codling moth), 987 nucleotides. RefSeq lists its product as uncharacterized. The record is from RefSeq and is a predicted model, not a curated record. The coding region runs from base 194 to 850 and encodes 218 amino acids. The transcript is spliced from 4 exons. NCBI's taxonomy places the organism in Eukaryota, Metazoa, Arthropoda, Insecta, Lepidoptera, Tortricidae.